AUGGCGGAGCUGGUGGAGGCGGUGCUGCGCUGCUGCCUGCAGUCGCCCGGCUGCUCGCCGCGCCAAUACGCCCACACGCUUCUCGUGUGCUCCCAGUUUUGUGACAUCGGCAUGUCUCCCGCAAUAUUGCGCGUUCUGCCUCCCUCCGUGCUGCUACCACGCAUUGAGCGCUGGAGCGACUCCAACCUGCACUUUCUGAGAAGCUGUGCUGCUGCUGGGAACAGCGAGGCCUUGUUCAUUCUCGGCAUGGUGGGUUCCACUCCCUGUCCCCUUCCCUCUUCGUCUCUUUAUCCGUUCCGUUCUUCUCUCUAUCCGUCCCUCCCUCUAUCUUCCUUAACCCCCUCCUCCUUUUCCCCCUCUCCCAUCCACCCCCUUUCCUCCCUUUCACCACUCCUUUCAACCGGCGUUUUCUUGCUCUCUUCGUCCCUGAUCUCUCUAUCCCUUUGCUUUCUCUCUCACUACUCACGUUAUAACUUCCCCUUUCUGUCUUCUUGUGUAACUAUGCACUUGCACUUGUGUUGA
This is a messenger RNA of Closterium sp. NIES-65, 522 nucleotides long. Lineage: Eukaryota; Viridiplantae; Streptophyta; Zygnematophyceae; Desmidiales; Closteriaceae. The record is from the annotation of a GenBank genome assembly.